AUGGAACAAUCUCUCCAAAAACUCAAACUUGACUGUAUGAAUUUUAACAUUUGGAUUGUAACAAUAACUGUUCUGAUUACUCUAGUAAUUAGUGUCAUACUUGUGAUAAUCAUUCGGAAAAACAUCUGGCACAUAAGGUACUUCCUGUAUAAAAGUAAACGACAAAAUGAAAGUUUUACCUCAUCUAAACGAGUUGAGGAAUCAUCUAAUCUGCUAUCAAAACCCGAUUUGCUGGGGUCAAUAGUUGAUGAAAGCUUUGAAGAAAUCAGUCACUGUGGAAUGAAGCAAGAAAAAUUACAAUAUCCUUACCAUGCAUUUAUAUCUUAUGUAGGCGAGAAUAGGGGAUUCGUAUUCCAGAAGAUGAAACCGAAACUGGAAGCUAAAGGUUUAAGGUUACUAAUUCGUGAUAUUCACUUCGAAAUCGGUAAUUCUAAAAUUGAUAACAUCAUGAAAGCAAUUGGUCGGAGUAAAAGAACUGUUUGUGUGGUGUCGAAAGCGUAUCUGAAAUCAAAAUGGCGAACAUAUGAAUUAAACAUGGCGAAAAUGGAAGGUUUAAAGGAAAGAGGAUCCCUCGGAUAUGUCCAUCUUAUUUUAAUGCCUGAUUUGUUUGAAGGAGGUUGUGACACAGCUAUAAAAGAUUUUAUUGACAAAAAAUAUUUUCUUGACUAUCCACCGGAAGAUUCAUCACUGCAGAGGGAAUUCUGGCAAAAUCUUACUCGUAUUAUCAAGAACUCAUGA
This is a messenger RNA of Saccostrea echinata, 738 nucleotides long. Its product is annotated as toll-like receptor 4. The record is from RefSeq and is a predicted model, not a curated record. The transcript has a single exon. Gene Ontology annotation, cellular component: membrane. Gene Ontology annotation, molecular function: transmembrane signaling receptor activity. Lineage: Eukaryota; Metazoa; Mollusca; Bivalvia; Ostreida; Ostreidae. The coding region runs from base 1 to 738 and encodes 245 amino acids. Gene Ontology annotation, biological process: toll-like receptor signaling pathway; immune response.